This is a messenger RNA of Drosophila persimilis, 618 nucleotides long. RefSeq lists its product as uncharacterized. The transcript has 4 exons. The record is from RefSeq and is a predicted model, not a curated record. Lineage: Eukaryota; Metazoa; Arthropoda; Insecta; Diptera; Drosophilidae. Bases 128 to 553 code for a protein of 141 amino acids.
AAAAGAGCAGAGAGACUAUCUGAAGAUAGUUUGUUACGCGAUUGCCGCAUUUGAAGCGCUUCAUUCACUGUACUUUUUGCUGGACACCGCCUACUUGUUGAUAUCGUACACGAACCUAUAUACCAUAAUGGCUUUCCUGGGAACCAACGUUUGGGUUCUGACUGUUGUCGCACUCUCUGUGGGUCUAUGGAAGGAAAGACCGAUGCUUUUUAUAUUUUGGUUUUUCUUCUCGGGAAUCGGUACUAUCACGGAUAUUGUGUAUAUGGUUUGGAAUGUGACAGCGUCCCUUACUUUCGACUUGGCCCAUUUCCUCCGGUGGACCAUCCUCUACUGUGGCAUAGUUCUCGAGUGCACUGGUCUGUAUUUGGUUUACAGUUACUAUCAAAGAUUGAAUCGCAAAGAGAACGACGACUCCGCUUCGAGAUCCACAGACUCCGCUUCGAGACCCAAAGACUCCGCUUCGAGACCCAAACGUCGUAAACGGUACGUCCCGAAGUCUCCGGCUCUGCAAAGCGAAACGACAUCAUAUCCAGCUACAGAUACGAAGCGCUAAGCAGGAAAGCAGUAUUAGGGACCGAUAUAUAUAUUUUGUAUACAACAGACCUCCCCGUUAAAAAU